AUGCAGCUGAACACUAUGUCUCACCUUCCCUCCGAGCCCGAGUUCGAGCAGGCUUACCACGAGCUUGCCUCUGCCCUUGAGGGCAGCUCCAUCUUCACCCAGCACCCCGAGUACCGCACCGCCCUCGCUGUCGCCGCCAUCCCCGAGCGUGUCAUCCAGUUCCGUGUCACCUGGAACGACGAUCAGGGCAACCUCCAGGUCAACCGUGGUUACCGUGUGCAGUACAACGGUGCUCUUGGCCCCUACAAGGGUGGUCUUCGAUUCCAUCCCUCGGUCAACCUGUCCAUCCUCAAGUUCCUCGGUUUCGAGCAGACAUUCAAGAAUGCCCUGACUGGCCUUAACAUGGGUGGUGGCAAGGGUGGUGCCGACUUCGACCCCAAGGGCAAGUCUGAUGCUGAGAUCCGACGAUUCUGCCAGGCCUUCAUGACCGAGCUGUCCAAGCACAUUGGUGGCGAGACUGAUGUUCCCGCUGGUGAUAUUGGUGUCGGUGGCCGAGAGAUUGGCUACCUGUUCGGUGCCUACCGCAGGCUCCGCAACCGCUGGGAGGGUGUCCUCACCGGUAAGGGUCUUACCUGGGGUGGCAGCUUGAUCCGCCCUGAGGCUACCGGCUACGGUCUCAUCUACUACGUCAACCACAUGCUUGAGCACGCCAACCGUGGCACUUUCGAGGGCAAGCGCGUCGCCAUCUCCGGUUCCGGUAACGUCGCCCAGUACGCCGCUCUCAAGGUCAUCGAGCUCGGCGGUACUGUCGUCUCCCUUUCCGACUCUCGCGGUUCUCUCAUCGCCAAGGAGGGUUCUUUCACCCCUGAGCAGAUCCACAACAUUGCUGCUCUCAAGAUCAAGCACCAGGCCCUGACUGCCUUUGAGCACGAGGGUCAGUUCACCUGGAUCGAGGGUGCCCGCCCUUGGGUCCACGUUGGCAAGGUCGACAUUGCCCUUCCUUGCGCCACCCAGAACGAGGUCAGCCCCGAGGAGGCUCAGGCUCUGGUUGAGGCCGGUGCUUUCAUCGUCGCUGAGGGUUCCAACAUGGGCUGCACUGCCGCUGCCAUCGACGUCUUCGAGGCCCACCGCAAGGCCAACGGAGCUCAGGCUAUCUGGUACGCUCCCGGCAAGGCCUCCAACUGUGGUGGUGUCGCCGUCUCCGGUCUUGAGAUGGCCCAGAACAGCCAGCGCAUCCAGUGGACUUCGGAGCAGGUCGACGAGCGCCUCAAGCUCAUCAUGAAGGACGCCUUCUUCGCCGGUCUCGAGACCGCCCAGAAGUACGUCGAGGCCAAGGAGGGCGAGCUCCCCAGCUUGAUCGCUGGCAGCAACAUCGCCGGCUUCAUCAAGGUCGCCGAGGCCAUGCACGACCAGGGUGACUGGUUCUAA
Molecule: messenger RNA, 1368 nt
Organism: Fusarium keratoplasticum
Lineage: Eukaryota; Fungi; Ascomycota; Sordariomycetes; Hypocreales; Nectriaceae
Product: Glutamate dehydrogenase
Exons: 4
Coding region: 1-1368 (455 amino acids)
Cellular component (GO): cytosol
Molecular function (GO): L-glutamate dehydrogenase (NADP+) activity
Source: RefSeq, a predicted model, not a curated record